Candida tropicalis MYA-3404 is the source of this 534-nucleotide messenger RNA. RefSeq lists its product as uncharacterized. The coding region runs from base 1 to 534 and encodes 177 amino acids. Lineage: Eukaryota; Fungi; Ascomycota; Pichiomycetes; Serinales; Debaryomycetaceae. The transcript has a single exon. The record is from RefSeq and is a predicted model, not a curated record.
AUGUAUUUCAUUUCCCAUAGUAAAUUUAUUCAGUACAUCAAACAAAUACAAAUGAUAGUCGAUAUUCAAAAAAGAGCUUGGGUGCAUUCAAGAUGGUGGUUAUUCUGGUUGUGUGCUUGGAUUCCAAUUAUUCUCUUAAUUGUAUUGAUGGCUGUGUUGCUUAGCCGCAGACGUAAGCGCAACCAGCAUCCCCCAGAAGAAUACAGAUACAAUAAUUAUAAUGAACAUUAUACUCCACCACCACAAUCAUAUGGUCAAACACCACCGCCACAACAACCAUACAUGCAGCAACAACCAUACGGUCAACAACCAUACGGCCAACAACCAUACGGCCAACAGCCUUACGGCCAACAACCUUACGGUCAAUCACCACCACCUCCACCUCCACCUCCACCACAAGGUCAGCAACCUGGAUAUGGGUCAAUUAAUAACGAUCAAAAAAAUGUUCAAGAGGAAGGUACAUAUACUAAUCCUAAUAAAGAGACUAUAUAUGCUGAACCAGAAAGUCCACCACUUGCUCAUACAAAAGAAUAG